UCUGGAUUCUACCACUGCAGGGAGCUGACACAGCAGGGCUGGGAGCGCACAGACACUUUACAUUAUGCUAGCUGAGCAUUGAGCUGCGGGUUACUGAGAGGGGAACUGCAAGAUCUUGAUUGUAGAAAUGCUUAUGCUGGUGGGGAGGGGGUGUAAUGAAUAUUGACAUUAGCUAGAUCAUUUGAGUCUUUGACCAGACUGUACUUGCUUACAGGGAUGUCACGAUGCCACUGCACAGUUGGUGCCUCCAUUGAACGGCGGAAUAAUACAAAUCAGGCAAGAUGGAUGCGAAAGAGGACGGGUCUGUAAAGGGUUAAACGCAGGCAGGAAGCUUGUUCUACACUACAGACUUGCUGGAAUUGUGGCGUAAGAGGAUGCUCGUCUUUUUCCCAUGCAAUUCCUGAGCGUUGGUGAGAGAUUAAAACCCUUCUCUUGGACCCUGACAAAGAGACAUUCAUUCAUCCUUUGUUCGACCCGUCUUCGCACAGCCGACAUGUGCAGUAAUCAGGUCAGCUUGCUGGACGAGCAGUGCAAGUUUUACGCCUACAUGUUCUACCAGGCUGUGCGGGAUCAGGAGCCUGUGUGGAAACUGGAGGAGAUGAGGACUAUGGAAUAUUUUCAUUGGGAGGAAGAUGCCAGCCUGCGUUGCUAUUCACCAUCUGAUGCUCUGAUGUAUGCCGUAGUUCAUAACCACCUACGUUAUGCUCAGUAUUUGCUAUCUCACUUCCCAGAGGAAUCCCUCAAGGUGCCAGGGAUUAAAUUCUGCUGCUGUCCUCCUUCCGCACCCCACCUCGCCCUGGCCGUUACCUAUGACAGGAGGGAUAUUUUAAUAUUGAUUAUUAAGAUCUCACAUAAACUACCUAGCCUUCAGUCCUACAUUAACAGGGCGAGUUGUUCCCAUCUGUCAGACGGGAAAACCCCUUUGCACAUGGCAUGUGAGCUUCUGAGUGCAGAAACUGUCCUAAUCCUUCUAGGCAAUGGGGCAUGUCCGAAGAUCCUCGACCGUAAAGGAGAGACUCCCCUAGAUAUCAUCUUGGAGCAGCUAUGGAGCUCAAAGGUCAACGUGGUCUCCAAAAAGCUGUGCCUGGAUUACCUUCUCCUGUUCUCACCUUCUCUUAAUUUCAAAAUGAGAAAAAUUCUGCAGGAGAACCCAGACUUUUGGGCUCCCUUGUUGGGAGAGGACAAAUUGAACUAUCUGGUGGGGAAAAAGCCAGCCACAUUGUAUCUCAUAGCUAUGCAAACAAUUCUGCGGUGUCUCCAGCCUGCUCAUUUUCCUCAGAACAUUAAAGCACUGCCCAUACCUCAUGCUUUAAAACCACUGCCAGUCUCACAUUAACAGCCACUCGUAUAGAGACCGGGCGUAUGGUCGAUUACAAGCUCGAGGGUUAAACUGAUCUCUUCUCUGUUACUGCUGAUAACAAAAAAAAUAUAUAUAUAUACUCAUUUACAUCUUUCAUUGAUUUUGCUUGAGCAGAAGGUCAUUUUCACCAAAUAUGAUGGCCAGCCUUUGCAGACACGUUAUUGAUUGGUAAGGAUGGGCUCAUGGAGUACUAAGAGAAAUUGGUAGAUGGAGGGCUGUGCUUGCAAAAUGCAUUUUCUCCCUUCAGCAGCAAUAACAGAGGUGGAGCCCACAGGGGAAUAUUGGAAAAUGGAAGAUCACUUGCUUGUCUUAAGUAUACAAGGGGGGGAGAUGUAAAGUAGACUGCAUGGGGGAGAGGAUAUUCAUUGGUCGAGGGGAAUUUUCUACAAAAAGAUUUGCUAAAGGGUGAAAUAAUUGAUCAGACUGCAUCAAAGGAAACGUAGCAAAGAAUCUGCUCAAAUGUGGUUGCAGUAACUCCCAUC
Pelobates fuscus (common spadefoot toad) is the source of this 1842-nucleotide messenger RNA. Its product is annotated as ankyrin repeat domain-containing protein 9-like. The record is from RefSeq and is a predicted model, not a curated record. The coding region runs from base 392 to 1336 and encodes 314 amino acids. Gene Ontology annotation, molecular function: protein binding. Lineage: Eukaryota; Metazoa; Chordata; Amphibia; Anura; Pelobatidae. The transcript has a single exon.